Molecule: messenger RNA, 3701 nt
Organism: Meira miltonrushii
Lineage: Eukaryota; Fungi; Basidiomycota; Exobasidiomycetes; Exobasidiales; Brachybasidiaceae
Exons: 1
Coding region: 178-3669 (1163 amino acids)
Molecular function (GO): guanyl-nucleotide exchange factor activity; metal ion binding
Source: RefSeq, a predicted model, not a curated record
AUCAUCAUACAACCAUCUCUUUCUAUUGAUCCAAACUAAUUGACGAUCAGGGGUUCAUAAAAACAUUCUCGCGUGGUCAUGUUCAUCUCUCAAAUCUCGUUCCAAUACAAAAUAUUCAUAAACUGAAAAUUCCCGCCUCUGAAAGCAGAGUGCGAAGGAAGGAAAGAAAGCAAAAACAUGAACGAGUCAAGGCCGAUGUUGGCAUCCGUGGAGAAUACGGUCACUUCAUCAAUGCAAACUUGUUCGAUACACGAAGAAACGUACAAAUCAACUCCUAGCAGACAGGGGUCUCAAAGUUCAAAUUCAAGCAUAAAAUCAUCCAUUUCUUCUUCAAAUGGCGUCAAUCAAAAGUCUCCUCCUAGCCAUGAUCAUCAUUCUGUUGAACCCGUUUCAUUCCCGACCGGCCAAUCUUCUUCCAACAACACACAUCCUUACUCCGAAUCGAUCAUGGUCGCUGCAUCCUCUUCUCACUCGAAUUUGACUGCUAGUCUUUUGACACCAACGUUGGCAUCCGCAUUAGGGAUAAUACCAUCAUCACGUCGGAAGAAAUCACAGAAACAAAACACAACACCAGUCCCAUCCUCUUCCUCUGCCUCUGCCUCCGCUUCCGCCUCGGCAUCAAGCGCAGUAGCAGGCUCAUCAAAAUGGCCCAGGAGACCAAGUCUGCCAGCAUUGGCAAGUGGAGAUAGCAGGAUGAGCAUGUACAGCGUUGCAUCAUUCGAAUCGUUACCAGAAGGAGAGAGUGUAUCGCAUAUAUCAUCUUCUCCCUACUCCAAGCCGUCAAAUGAUUUGUUGGAUCCUACCAGCUAUGGAUCUUCGCCUAAACUGGAAAGCAGCAUGGCAGGAAUGCGAAAGAACAAAGAUCCUUCUCGCAGGUUUCACGUUCGAAUCAACGAUCGGCCGCUUCGAUCUGCAGAGGACGGUAAUUGGACAAAACGAAGGAAUGUUGCGAAGGAAUUAUUGGAUACGGAAAGAGCCUUCGUUGCCAGUUUGAGAAUUGUCAACGACCAUUAUUAUCAACCUUUGCUAGGAUACAGUAAAGGGGUAUCGACAUCCAGCACUGGCACCAAAUUGCCCGAUAAUGCAGCGCCAAACCUAUCCAAGAAAGCGAUCAACGAGAUAUUCUCGAACUUUGCAGAUAUACUGCAUCUUAAUUCGGAACUUUUGAUCCGUUUGGAUGAUAGGCUGAGUGGACGCAAUCGAGAUCCACCGAAUUCACGGCCUGUUUCGAUGGUAAUCCCAGGCUCCGUCGAAGAGUCGAUUGAGCCAAAUCCAGAACAGCUGCAAAAGAAGACGGAUGCAAACACACAUCCUUGGGAUCCGAAGAGUGAUCUAAUCGGAGAUCUUCUUGCGCCUAUGGCACCAUUCUUGAAGAUGUACUCAUUCUUCGUAAAGAAUUUCAGUAGCGCUCUUACACGAAUCGAGGCUGAACGCAAAACCAAUGAAGUCUUUGCCAGAUUCUUGAAAGAAACGGAACGGUUGACAUGGAUGACUUCCGCCAGCACUGAAGGAGCAGAUGGUGUUCCUACACGAUCAGGAGGUUUCGGAUUCGGUCUUGGUCUCCAAGCGCAUCUAUUGAGUAUUGUUCAACGGAUUCCACGGUACAAAUUGUUGGUUGGCGAGCUGGUCAAAUGUACGCCUGUGGGACACAAAGAUUAUUCUGACCUUUGCCGUGCAUAUCAAGUGAUCGAGCAAGUGGCCGAAUCGAUCAACGAUAACAUCCGACAGCACGAGAUGGUAUUGUCGAUGCUUAGUAUCCAAAGGACGUUGAUCGGUAUGAAUGAGCCUCUGAUCACGCCUGGUAGAGCUCUACUCAAACGUGCAACCCUUCGGAAAGCCGGUCGAAAAGAUAUCCAUGCAAGGGAGUUCUUCCUGUUUACCGAUUGCAUAAUCUAUGCGGCACCAAUCGGCGGUGCAAUUGCUGAUGCAUCAGCUGCAUGGCAGGCUUUCAGCCGUUAUGGCGUAGUAGAAGGUACUUCGAGUCCUCUCGGUAGCCCAACGAUGGCGAAAUCACCCUAUCAGCAACGCAAUCUUGCCUCUUCGCCUGGAAAGCCGUUUGAGGUACCAAUCAGGCGAAGGACAACUUCCGUGCCAACACAAGUGGAAAGCAAUCGAUUGUCAUUUUCAUCUUUGGAGGGUCAACAACUGCAAUUUCGUGGAAAGUUUGCUUUGCAAGAUUGCACUGUAGUAGGAGUAGAAUCGGCAAACUCAAAUGACUUAUCGUUGCGACACUGUAUUGAAAUUCGCACACCCGGUAAAAGUUUUGCUAUUUACGCCGAUUCGACUGAGGCCAAAGCUGAAUGGUUGACAGCAAUGCGAAAUGCAAGAGAAGAAUUGAUGACAAACAGGCGAACGUUGCAAGCAGAAGAAGAUUCAAUUUCAGCAAAGAGGGAAAGAAGGAGAAGCUUGCAGGCAAUCAACAGAAAAGUUUCUUUUCCACAAAUACCGGAUUCAUCAUCUUCCAUACCUGAAGGCUCAUCUGUAGAAGCCUUUACGGAAGCGCGACCUAAAAGAGAGUCUUUGCCUUCGUUCAGCACGACAGGUAGUUUGGCAGCAUAUCUGACCGGCAGCAGUGCUAAUUCAGCAUCAAUGGCAAACAGCAAUCUGUCUGCAUCCCGUAAUGGAGGAUUGAAAGUAUUGGAAGACUACAAUGCACCCGUUUGGGUUCCCGAUAGCAGAGCGGACAAAUGUGCAUGCUGCAGUGAAAGCUUUGGCUUGUGGAGACGUAAGCAUCAUUGUCGCUUAUGCGGUCAAGUCGUUUGUUGGUCUUGCAGUCAAAAGACUUUCUUGAUCGCAAGCUAUGAAGACGGUGAACAAGACCGCCCGGCAAGGGCAUGUGAUACAUGUUAUGAAUCCGUCUUUCCCGAGACACCAGAGCCUAGCCUGGUAGAUGUAGAAAGUGCAGCAGCUUCAACACCCGCCACAAAUGUUGAACAAUGCAUCCAUGCAAGUCGUGCAUUGGACUCUGAUGCCAGCUUGCCUUCUUGUCCCCCAACGCCAACUUCUCCACAAGAAAUGUGCAUCAUCACAACGCAUGAAGAUGAUGAUACGAUGCAUUCGCUCACGCCAGGCGUGGACAGUCCCAGAGUGACGGUCGAACAGAGUGAGAAUACGACAGCCAAUCGAAGAAAUCGAAGCGUUAGCCCGCCCACGAGGGAGAAUCGCUCCAACCAACCAAUCUCGCCUGCAGCACGAGUCGCAAAAGCUCAUGCCUUGGAAGCACAAUUGUUUCACGGUAAGCUUCUCAGUCCUCAGGUACAUGCCGCUACUUCUGGUUCAGGAACGUUUAGGUUGGUCACACCAAGACUAACGACACCCGAAUGGGAAAGACCGCCACUUUUACGAUCUUCAAAGACGUACGGAGGAGAGAUAAACAUGACAUCAUCCAACGAAACAAGCAGUCAAGCGACGCCCGCUUCUACAUCAAUCAAUCAAUCCCAUCCUAAUGAAUGUGGGGACUAUUUCGCAGGUGUCUCAUUUGGUGCGGACCAAUUACAUCUGGAAAAUAACGAGGUCGAUCAGGUCAAAACAUCUCUCCUUCAAGCACCGGUCCGAAGACGCAAACCAUUGUCAGCCGCUGCUAGACUUUCAUCCUUUUAUGGAGCCUUACCUCAAAUCAGUACACCUAAUUCGUCUUCACCAUCACCUGCAGUUCCUUCUGAUUCAUAAGCAAACUUUCUGUGUAUAUACCCGCAAUUAUC